This is a messenger RNA of Ectocarpus siliculosus, 618 nucleotides long. NCBI's taxonomy places the organism in Eukaryota, Phaeophyceae, Ectocarpales, Ectocarpaceae. The record is from the annotation of a GenBank genome assembly.
GUCUCCUGCGCGCUCCCCACCCUCUGUUCUCGCCGGGCAAAGCGUGGGGUGUUCACCGAGAUGUAUUCGGAUCACUUGAAGAUGGACGCGCAAGAUAUCAAGGAGGUGGCCAACCGCAUGCGGAGGGAGCUCGAGAUUGUAGAUCGCAAGUACCGUCUGCGGAAGUACCCGUCGUGCUUCGUCGGCAGCGACGCGGUGCAGUGGAUGAUAAAGUCGGGGCUGGCGUCGGACGUGGCGGGCGCAGAGGCUCUCGGCGACCUGCUCAUUGACCACGGAGUGUUCUUCCACGUAACACGGCGACACAUGUUCGAGAACCGCCGGCUGUUCUAUCGGUUCAUGCAUGACCGACUCGAGGAUUAAGAGAGGAGAGGACGAUCGGCCGUUUGUCCCGACCGGCUGUUUUAACGAUUCAUGCAUGAUCGACUCGAAGAUUGAGAGAGGAGACGACGGUCGGCCGUUGGUCCCGACCGGCUGGUUGACCAAAGCCUGGAAUCGGCAGGAACCCCACGCCCCCGCGCCCCACUAGACUUUGUUGGUCAACAAGCGAAUACCUGGUAUUCCGCUUUGUAUAUAGUGCGCGAGGAUGGAGGUAUUCUUCGCCAUCCUUGGUCGCAACAA